Molecule: messenger RNA, 777 nt
Organism: Aspergillus brunneoviolaceus CBS 621.78
Lineage: Eukaryota; Fungi; Ascomycota; Eurotiomycetes; Eurotiales; Aspergillaceae
Product: SGNH/GDSL hydrolase family protein
Exons: 2
Coding region: 1-777 (258 amino acids)
Molecular function (GO): hydrolase activity, acting on ester bonds
Source: RefSeq, a predicted model, not a curated record
AUGAGAUUUAUCCUUCUCCUGUGUCUCUUAGCAAGUCACGCGGUCUCGCUUAACUCGUCAGACUCCGUUUAUAAUAUCACUGUUCAUGAACGCGAUCGCCUUAGCAUCUCACCGCAUGAUUUUACAUGGGUCAAGAAGUGGGCGGCGGUUGGAGACAGCUAUACUGCUGGAAUCGAUAGUGGUAAACUCUUGAGUGGGCGUGCCGAUGACCGCAAAUGUUCUCGCUACGACCAGUCCUACCCCGGUCAACUCAAGCACGUCUUUGGCCCUCAGGUAAAGCUUUUCGAGUACAAGGCUUGCAGUGGAGCUCGAACACGACAGAUCUUCGAGCAGGUCAAGAGUCUCUCCACCAAUCUCGACAUUGUGGUCAUCAGCGCUGGAGGAAAUGAUCUUUGCUUGGCCGACAUCAUCAAGACCUGCAUUUUUCAACCCGUUCAGGGCGAAGACAAAUGCCAGGAGGUCCUGGACUUGGCGCAGCAUAACAUCGACACCCUGAAGCCCAACAUCCGCGAGAUCAUCGAUAUACUGAGGUACAAGCUCAGCUACAACGGAAUGAUUGUCUGGGUGCUGUACGGCCAAUUCUUUAACCUUGAGAAUGAGGAGUGCUCCACAAAGCAUGACUGGUCUUUCCCCUCUCAUUUGAAUCAAACAAGCAAACACAAUAUCACUUGUUUCCACAGUGACUCCCAGAGUAAUCUCCGAGCAAACCUCCUUCAGAUUUCAACAAACCACUCAAAGGUAAAUCCUUCACACCACGAAAGACUACUCACCCCAUAA